AUGGGGUAUGUAAGGAAUAAAAAGAAAAUUGGGAAAGGGUAUCGGUAUGAAUUGUCGAUUGACAAUAAUUGUGUAUUUUAUGAGGAGUGGUGGCGGGUGGUGCGGGCCGCAAGGCUGCAGCGCGGCAGACAGUGCGGCGGUGCGACCGGCGCGGGGUGCGCGGGCCGCGGGGUGCCGCGCCGCCGCGAUGCUGCGCGCCUCUCAGUCGAGACGCGAGGCCCGCCCGCCCUAGCCGCCCGUGCAAACGCCCGCCCGCCCCGCGCUCUCUAA
Messenger RNA from Pieris macdunnoughi, 270 nucleotides. The record is from the annotation of a GenBank genome assembly. NCBI's taxonomy places the organism in Eukaryota, Metazoa, Arthropoda, Insecta, Lepidoptera, Pieridae.